Neoarius graeffei (lesser salmon catfish) is the source of this 3558-nucleotide messenger RNA. RefSeq names its product caseinolytic mitochondrial matrix peptidase chaperone subunit Xb (gene clpxb). The transcript is spliced from 14 exons. Gene Ontology annotation, biological process: proteolysis; protein catabolic process. Lineage: Eukaryota; Metazoa; Chordata; Actinopteri; Siluriformes; Ariidae. The coding region runs from base 504 to 2423 and encodes 639 amino acids. Gene Ontology annotation, molecular function: zinc ion binding; ATP hydrolysis activity; protein dimerization activity. The record is from RefSeq and is a predicted model, not a curated record. Gene Ontology annotation, cellular component: mitochondrial matrix.
CCGCACUGUUCUGUUUAGUGAUGGUAGAGGAAGACAGGCUGAGCUUGUAUAGUGCUUAUGCACCCCUGCCCUCCUCCUACUGAGGAAAAACACAAGACUUUUAGCACAGUAAAACCAACAUGAAAUAUUUUAUAAACUGUACAGUUCUUCCUUUAUUAGAGUUUUCAGUGUUAGAGACCGGUUCGGUGUGAACUCGGACACAUUAGUUCCUUCCUGUGAGUAACUGGAGUAAGUUUACAGUCAGGAUAACAGCGUUUGUUUCCAAGCUAGAUAAUUUAUGUUAGGGUUUCGCAUGUGCGGUGUACAGUAAGUAGCAGCAGUUGUUGUUGCCUGUUUGUUUUGCUGAUGGUAUAGUUAUUGCCUGUGUUUUGACAGUAGAGGGUGUGUUUCACCUUCAGACUCCUCCGAUUCCGAAUUGGUAUUCCGAGUUAUAAGAUUCUUUGAGUAAAUAAGUUAUAAGACAGGAGCAGUUAAGAGAUGUUCGGGUGCGAAUUUUUGUGCUCAUGUCUAACUCUUUCUUAGCUUUUCUUCACAUCCCGACCCAGAUGAUGUCUUCCUGUAGAGCUGCUGCAAGGCGACUCUUCAGUUCAGCACAUAAAGGGUUGUCAUGCUCACACAUUAGGUUCUAUGCUCUCAGAAGAGCAGUGACUUGUGAAGCUCAUCUACCUCCUCCACUGCAAAUCAGAUCAUUCUCAGAAAGUGCCAUGUGUUUUGCUUCAAAGGACAACACGCCAAAAGACGGCUCCAGUGAUGGGGGAAAGCAGAAGAGUGCAACAGACACAACUGGGAAGAGAUCUAUGGGUUCGAGCUGGUCGGGGAAAGGUGGAAGUCAACUGCAUUGCCCCAGAUGUGGAGAUACAUGCACAUAUGUGCAGAAGUUUGGGUCAUUCACACGUUUUAUGAAAUGUGGAAAAUGCCAUCACUUAUUUGUGGUGCUUUCUGAAAGCAACUCUAGGAAGAGUCUGAAUAAGGAGGCAGAAUCUGCUGCUGCUGAAUCUGUUAAACUGACAUUUGCUCAGAAACCUCCCCCACCCCCUAAAAAGAUCUACGCCUACCUCGAUAACUAUGUUGUUGGCCAGUCAUAUGCGAAGAAGGUGCUGUCGGUUGCAGUGUAUAACCACUACAAACGGAUCUACAACAACCUUCCUGUAUCGGGUGGACAGCAAGCGGGGACGGAGCAGCAGAUCCCUUUCGCUCCCCUGGAGCUAGACAUCAGAAGAUGGGAAAGUGACUACAGAUAUACAAAGCUGCUUCACAUCAGUGAGAUCAGCCCACAUGGCAGUGCUCUCGGUGCUUCAGUUCAACAAGUCUCUCAACAAGCUGCGCUAGAGAAAAGGGGUGGAGAGUUGCUGGACUCUCCCCACACUAACAUCCAACUGCAGAAGAGUAACAUUUUGCUCCUAGGCCCAACUGGAUCAGGUAAAACACUUUUAGCACAGACCCUGGCUCGGUGUUUGGACGUUCCGUUUGCCAUCUGUGACUGUACAACACUGACCCAGGCAGGCUACGUAGGUGAGGAUAUCGAGUCCGUCAUUGCGAAGCUGUUCCAAGAUGCCAACUACUCGGUGGAGAAAGCUCAGCAAGGAAUAGUGUUUCUGGAUGAAGUGGAUAAGAUUGGCAGUCUUCCAGGAAUACAUCAGCUCAAAGAUGUAGGAGGAGAAGGCGUCCAGCAGGGUUUGUUGAAACUCCUGGAGGGCACCAUUGUGAAUGUUCCAGAAAAGAACAGCAGAAGGUUGCGAGGUGAAACUGUGCACGUGGAUACAACCAACAUCCUGUUUGUGGCAUCAGGAGCCUUCAGUGGGCUGGACCGGAUCGUUAACCACAGGAAGAAUGAGAAGUACCUUGGAUUUGGCUCGCCAUCUAACCUGGGGAAGGGACGCUGUGCCGCAGCAGAUCUGGCCAAUAGCUCAGGCAGUGAGCUGGAUAUGGUGGCUGAGAUGGAGGAGAAGGAUCAGCUCCUGAGACAUGUAGAGGCACGUGACCUCAUUGAGUUUGGAAUGAUUCCGGAGUUUGUAGGUCGUCUGCCUAUCAUAGUGCCUUUGCACAGCCUGGAUGAACAGACACUAGUGCGCAUUCUAACUGAGCCCCAGAACGCUGUGGUGCCUCAGUAUCAGGCCCUCUUCAGCAUGGAUAAGUGUGAGCUGAAUGUGACUCCAGAUGCACUCGGGGCCAUUGCCAGAUUGGCUCUUGAGAGGAAUACUGGAGCCAGAGGCCUCCGAACCAUCAUGGAGAAGCUGUUGUUGGAGCCCAUGUUUGAGGUGCCACAGUCUGAUAUUGUGUCUGUAGAGCUGAAUAAGGAUGUGAUUUUGGGCAAAACUGAACCAUGCUAUAUCAGAGCUUCAAAUAAACGGACCACAGAGGAGUAUGACUGUGGCAUUGAAGAAGAGAACUGGCUGAGACAGGCAGAUGUAGCCAACAACUAAUAAUACAGCUGUGAAACAUUUAAAGAUCUCUCUAGACUCUGCAUCAGUGAAGCUCUAAAAAUCAGAUGCAACAUUCUUCUGCUCGGGGCUAAACAGGACCCUAAUUUAAAUUAGGGAUAAAUUUAGCUUUUUUAAUUUUUUUAAGUCUUGAAUUUUCUGUACAGCUGCUUUGCGACAAUGUCUGUUGUUAAAAGCGCUAUACAAAUAAACUUGACUUAAACCUAAAGCAGAUGCACUUAACAAAUACCAGCUGAACAAGGAAGAAUGAGAUCGACCUCCUAAUCCCCUUCUGGUCCCACAUUCCCUGUAGGAACGUACAGGAAGUGACGACGCACAACCCAGCAGGCCUUAAGUACAGUCUUUGUGGACAGAUAAAAAUGUGAUAAUUUUAUGUAUCAAAAAAAGAAUUCUUAUUUUCUUGAGUGAGUUUUGGUGAAUUGGUGAAUGUGGAAACAUUAACUCAACUGAGGUCAUAAAAUACAGUUUAAGGCAGAAAGCCAGGUGUGUUUUCAUUUUAGUAUUUUUGGUGCAUACACCAACCAACUUGCCGUUUAUUUAAUAAGAUUAUUUCAGCUUCACUCAAAUUCUUCAGGUGCUAGUUUCUCUACCUCUCCUUUUUUUUUUUUAAAAACAGUAAUGAACAUGAUGCUGCUGUAUGCUUGUAGCUUUAUCCGUUUUAGACUACCUGUAAUUUAACCAUGUACAUUACUCUAUAGGACAGCGAUUUAUUUUUAUUUUUAAAAAACAAUGUACAAGCCAUUGCAACAACAGCACAAGUGACCUUUUUCAAAUGUGUUAAAUGGCCUGUUAUUCGCGCUCUCUCUCUCUCUCUCUCUCUUCUUAAAAGAUGUUUUUGUAUAACAGUUGAAACACUCUUCAAAGUGAAGUAAUUUAAAAUUCAUCAAAUCUCAGUAUCUCCGAUGGUUUAGAAAUGCACUCUGUGUACACACGCACACACUUGUGUGCUGAAGAAUUCGUAACAACAAUAACGAAACAUUUGUACACACAACAGUAACUUUUCAUAUAUACUUUUAUUGAAUUAGGAUUCCUUCUUCCAUUUGAAAUGUCAGCAAAUCACCAACCACAAAGGCCAUUGAAUUUAGAAGUUGUCGUUAUUUAAAAAUAUAUAAAUAAA